AAUACCAAUAAAGAUACUCAAAUCCAGAUCAUUGCGCUAAUUUCAGGUCUGUAGGCCACCAUCAUGCCUUUUUUUAAUAGGAACCUAUAAUUUUGAGCAUCACUCAACUAGUAGUAGGAAAUGCGUAACAGCAGGUUGAGCAAGAGGGUCCCCCCAGACUCUGAACAGCCCCCUCAGAUUUACCACAUUACAUUCAAGCACAUUCUUCACACUGUGUUACAGCGACAAAAAUCAACUAGCCAUUGAGGAGAAUAUUUUGCGUUUUGGCAGAGGGAAAAAAGAACCCCUGCUUCAAGGAGGAUGGAUUUUAUUUUGAGGUAUUUCCGUUGAUUGUUCAUUAAUGUGAUUAUAUCUGGAAUCGAGAUCCCCCGACGCGCGGGCUCUUCAGAGAGACUGAGUCACAACUAGGUCUACCCGAAGAGGCCAUUGGAGGAAAGGUGUCACAUGACAGAGUGGUGCCAAUGUUAUUCUAUAAGGGUGUCAAGACCCUGUCAGUUUGUGAAAUAAAUAUUGGGAAACAACGAGAUGCAAAAGGCCACUUACUACGACAGCUCUGCAAUAUACAGUGGCUACCCUUAUCAAGGAGCUAAUGGUUUCAGUUAUAAUGGCAAUCAGCAGCAAUACCCCCCUUCAUCUCAUGUGGAAAGUGGCUACCAUCGACCCGCUUGCUCUCUGCAGUCACCUGCCACUCCAAUUCCCCAUCAGAAACCCAAUGAUAUCACAGACAGUUGCAUGCGGACCAGUGGUAGCCAGGCCAGCCAACCAACGAUUAUACCGGAUAAACAGCAACAGCAGCAGCAACCUGCUCCCCAAGCUGCUCCCCCACCCCUGCCCCCUUCUGUCUCACCACCCCAAAACCCCAGCAACAGCACAAGCAAGAACCCCACGCAUACUUCACCGAAUGCUGCCACAAGCAAACACAUUUUCCCUUGGAUGAAGGACAGCCGACACAAUUCGAAACAGAAAAGCAGUAGUUCCAGUUCAGCUGAAAGUUGUGCUGGUGAUAAAAGUCCCCCUGGCUCGGCUGCUUCAAAGAGAGCCCGUACUGCAUAUACAAGCGCACAGCUGGUGGAGCUGGAGAAGGAGUUUCACUUUAACCGCUACCUUUGCAGGCCAAGGAGAGUCGAAAUGGCCAACUUGCUAAACCUCACAGAAAGACAAAUCAAAAUAUGGUUUCAGAACCGCAGGAUGAAGUACAAGAAGGAUCAGAAGGGGAAGGGGAUGAUGCCAUCUCCUGGAGGCCAGUCCCCCGGGAGUCCUGUGCACCAGUCUUCCACGGGAGGAUAUCUGAACUCUAUGCAUUCGCUAGUAAACAGUGUACCAUAUGAACCACAGUCUCCAACGGCUUACAGCAAACCUCAUCACAAUUCAUAUGCUCUUUCCACAUCAUAUCCAUCGCCUCUGAAUAGCUCUCUUAAUAAUUGCCAGCCUCCACAGAAGAGGUACACUGGAGCAGCUGCUGUUACGCCUGAAUAUGAUACUCACCUUCUUCAAGGCAAUGGUGGCUAUGGGACUCCUCAUUUGCAGGGAAGCCCAGUAUAUGUUGGAAGCAAUUAUGUUGAUGCCAUGGCUAAUUCUGGACCUUCCAUUUUUGGUUUGACACACCUCCCUCACUCAUCUGGCAACAUGGACUACAAUGGCGCUGGCACCAUACCCAGCAACCAUCACCAUGGACCUUGUGACCCUCACCCAACAUAUACUGAUCUCACUUCUCAUCAUUCGUCUCAGGGAAGGAUUCAGGAAGCGCCCAAAUUGACGCACCUGUAAUGGAGCAGUUAGCUGUGGGGAGAUAUCCUCUCCUUUUAUUCAUUACCUUACCUCUGAACCCACACUUUUUUGUAUUGACUAGCCUAUCUACAUUUAUAGUUUAUGUGUGAUGUUGUAGCAAUACUUUCUUGCUUGAAUUUCUCUAUAGCUUUGUUAGUGUUAACAAUUUCCUAUUUUAUUUUCUAUACUUUUAUCAAAACAGGGUAUUUGAACGCUUUUUCUAAAAUGUUUAAAUGUAAAUUUGUUCUUGAUUUAUUUAUCCAGUUGGAAGAAUAACUCUUUUGCACUUCCAGUUUUUAAAAAUGGCUAAAGAGCGCAUGAACAGGGUUUCACUAUAACUAUGGGAAUCAAGCCUUCCAGUGCGUGUAUUCCGAUGGAGAUUCACAUUUAUUUAUUUGUUCUUGAGAUAAUAGAAUAUUCUAAAUGAAUUGUUUACCCCCAUUCUGAUCAUAUUUAUAAAGAAAUGGUACAACUCAUAUUCUAGUUAGCCUCUUUGGCCUUGUUUUGAACACACGAUGAAUAUAAGACACCAUUCCCCAAGUACAUUUCAAAGAGAAACUUUUUUAAUGGUGUUUGAACAACAAUGGUGCAAUAAGACAGUACACAAUUCAGAAAUAAUAAUCUGGAAAAUGUUUGAUAUGGAACAUUCAAAUUUCUGUUUCAUUGUCAUACAUUCCAUACUGCUCUAAUUCUGACAAAUAAAUCAUAAAAAUUAAAAAAAAUACAUUGUGUAUGUAUUAAUAUGAGUUCUGAGUUUUUAACACUGGUGUGUGCACCAAAAUAAUAAUAAUGUUUUUGGUAUGUUUCAAUUUCAUCCUUUAUAAGUUUGUGUUGUGCUCUGAAAAUAAAUAGUAAUUUUAAAGUACAGAUGAACAGGAAACAGGUAACAUGUUAACAUAUUCAAAAGAGGAUUACAAUACACGAUCAGUGUUUGAUAAAAAAAAAGACAGAAAAAUGCUUUCAUUUCAAUACGUGUAUGUGUGUUGACGAGCAUGAUGUAAGCCGAAAGGUUGAACUGCUUCACAAGCUGUGUAAGCGCGCCAUGUUGGCUCCUUCUGUUUCUACCCCCGCACAGAAACAUCCAUCAAAAUGGAAAGGUUCUGCUGACAUCAAAGCUUCUCUAAAAAAAGAAAAAUGUAAAAAGGGGUCUGUUGUUUAGUUAUUCACAUUUACCUUUUGGUUUAAAUAAGUAGUUGAAAUUAUCUAAUUAUAGGAAGCUAAUGUUUAUACAUUAGUACAGUAGAACGAACCGUAUAUUUUCAAAUGCGCGCUUCAACAAGGAAUUUCAAAAUAAUUUAAUAUUAUUGCUCGACGGGACAAUCGCGGCUUAUGUGGAAGACUCUGUAUCCUAUGAUCCUAUGAACUAAACUGUCUUUCCAGUUUUGUUUUUGUUUUGUUUUUUUUUACCCGAUUGUUGGUUCGCAAUAUAUAGGUUAUGUAUAUUAGUUUGGGUCACCCAUUUCCUUUAUGAUUUUUGUGCUGCAUAUUGAAAGAAAAAAAAAGAACUGGCUUCAAUAAAUGUGAGCUAUCGUCUGCACUCGAAACAUGCAGUAAAAUACAAACAGGUACAAUUGCACAAAUAUAAUAAAUUACUAAGACAAUUGUUAGUCUACGUAUUUUAUAAUCGUUAUGUCUUUAAAAAAUGUAA
Molecule: messenger RNA, 3415 nt
Organism: Acipenser ruthenus (sterlet)
Lineage: Eukaryota; Metazoa; Chordata; Actinopteri; Acipenseriformes; Acipenseridae
Product: homeobox protein Hox-A3-like
Exons: 5
Coding region: 526-1767 (413 amino acids)
Biological process (GO): regulation of transcription by RNA polymerase II
Cellular component (GO): nucleus
Molecular function (GO): DNA-binding transcription factor activity, RNA polymerase II-specific; RNA polymerase II cis-regulatory region sequence-specific DNA binding
Source: RefSeq, a predicted model, not a curated record